AUGGACAGAUUCCUGGAGAAGAGGGCUCUGGGGAGCCCUGAGGGAAAGAGGGAGCAGGAGCAGGCAGGAACAGGCCCAGCCGAGUUGGGAGAAGACGAGGAAAGCACCGGGAAAAGGCCCAGGACAGAAAGACCCAGGAAUGGCGCUGGCUUGGGGGGCCUCAGCUGGCGACGCAUUCGGUCCGAGGGCCUGGACUGCGAUUACACAGUCCUGUUUGGCAAAGCCGAGGCGGACGAGAUUUUCCGAGAGUUGGAGCGAGAAGUGGAGUAUUUUACAGGUGCGCUGGCCAAGGUGCAGGUGUUUGGCAAAUGGCACAGCGUGCCCAGGAAACAGGCGACGUACGGUGACGCUGGGCUGACCUACACGUUUUCCGGCCUCACUCUGUCCCCCAAACCCUGGGUCCCCGUGCUGGAGCGGGUCCGGGACCGCGUCUCUUCGGUGACUGGGCAGACCUUCAACUUCGUGCUCGUUAACAGGUACAAGGACGGCCGCGACCACAUCGGGGAACACCGAGAUGACGAACGAGAGCUGGCUCCUGGGAGCCCCAUCGCCUCCGUCUCCUUUGGGGCCUGCAGAGACUUCCUCUUCCGCCACAAAGACGCUCUCGGGAGGAGCCGCUCCCGGAGGCUGGAGGCGAUCAGGCUGCCGCUGGCCCACGGGAGUUUACUGAUGAUGAACCACCCGACCAACGCUCACUGGUAUCACAGUCUCCCCGUCCGCAAGAAGGUUCUGGCUCCGCGCGUCAAUCUGACCUUUCGCAAAAUCCUGCCUACUAGGAAGUGA
This is a messenger RNA of Pipistrellus nathusii (Nathusius's pipistrelle), 783 nucleotides long. The record is from the annotation of a GenBank genome assembly. Lineage: Eukaryota; Metazoa; Chordata; Mammalia; Chiroptera; Vespertilionidae.